AUGAAAGCAAACACGCAUGAAAGGCAACCAGCUACAACAAUUCCAUAAGUAAAUAAGAGAUGGUGUGCAAACUGCAUUAAAAAAAGUAGUGACAGUCUAUUUUGCCUCGUAUUAAGAGGAUAUUGCACUGAGAAUGGAGUUCUUAUAACGUAAGUAAGGGGGUGUGAAGGGUUCUUAGUAACGAGGUCCUUUUUACGGCCUGACUGCUUCAUUUACCGUAAGAGUUUUUAAACAUGUUACAGUCAGUGCAGUUUGUAUAUGUAUUUUAAAUAAAGUCGUGCGAUUUUUGUUUAACGAUUUAAUAUUGAGGAACUAUUUUACCAUUGCGGAUGUGCACACACGUUUGAGUCUCAACAAGACGGUGACGUCACGUUCUGUCAGUCACCCUGCUCCGCCAUCGUUCCGUCGAAGCUGGCCGAGCUUUUCUGAUAACAACCGAUUAUCGCUGUUUUUCGGAUGAAGAUGGCUGCAGGUCCACUUUCUGUAUCAUCCACUGCAUCCACAAAUAACGAUGGCAUCCUCAUUGGUGACAAAGUUUAUUCGGAAGUGUACCUUACGAUCGACAACUCGCUCAUACCAGAGGAAAGGUUUUCUCCGACGCCGUCGAUGCUCGACGGCCUCGACCUGGACACAGAGACCGACCUUCGCAUACUCGGAUGUGAAGUGAUUCAGUCGGCGGGCAUUCUUCUCCGGUUACCACAGGUGGCAAUGGCAACGGGUCAGGUGCUGUUUCAUCGUUUUUUCUACUCCAAGUCCUUCGUCAAGCACAGUUUUGAGAUUGUUGCUAUGGCUUGUAUCAACUUGGCCUCCAAGAUUGAGGAAGCGCCGAGACGAGUACGAGAUGUCAUCAAUGUUUUCCACCACCUGAGACAGAUCAGAGGCAAAAAGACUCCAAGUUCAUUGAUACUUGAUCAGAACUACAUAAAUACCAAAAACCAAGUCAUCAAAGCGGAACGGCGGGUCCUGAAGGAGCUGGGCUUCUGUGUGCAUGUCAAGCAUCCUCACAAGAUUAUCGUCAUGUACCUUCAAGUCCUGGAAUGUGAGAAGAACCAGACACUGGUCCAGACGGCCUGGGUAGUCCAUGCUGGUAAGUCACAUAAAGAACCUCUGAACUCUGCCUCCUCCAACCACAUGACCUCAGGAAGCUCCCCCCAUUGGUUGGCUGCCCCUCUCCAGACAGCCAAUCCCAAUGCCAAGAUUCACUGAAGGGGGCGGGCGGGCCUUUACCAACAGCCAACAUCGUCUUGUUUUCUCUUGGGUGUCCAAAAGGAUUUGUAUUUGUUGGUCUUGCUACAAAGGUUUCAACUGUAAUGCCCAUUUUUGCUAAGUAGCUACAUAUAUAUUUAUAUUCUGACUUUUUUUUUCUAGUUUACUUGCAUCUAGCAUUGAAGUAAACUUAGCCACAACAGAAUAACCUUUUUGACCAGAUUACCUGCCUUUUUUUUUUUUUUUUUUUUAGUAUUUACAGUAGUAUACUGUGUCCUGUCCCCAACUGACGUGGUGUCCAGACAUGUGUCUGUCUUACAGGCUGAUCCGGUUUUGCCUCCCAAGGACCUGUCUCACCCACGCAGCAGUCAGAAUCCAACGGCCAUGUGUUAUGUAUAGUAGCGUUGGCAUAGCAGUUUCACACUGACCUGCCAAAGUGCAGGUCAGGUCAUUUGAUGAAGGCAGGUUAGACUGAAGUAAUCCCUGUGUAGCAGGUUUUCAACAAGUACUUGCGGUAAACUUCCAGUGGAGCAGUACAUAUUUGAAUGGGUGUAUGCAUUUGGAGUGUCACCACUGAAUAAUGGACGUUUCACUGCUUUGUGAUUAGUUGUAGUAUUGAAGCCUGGUGGUUGUAGUUCCUUUUGAUAAUAAUUAGGGCUGUCAAUCUAUUAAAAUAUUUAAAUGCGUUGUCCAUAGUUAAUCGCACAUUUUCUGUUUGUUCCAAAUGUACCUUAGAGAGAUAUUUGGCAAGUAUUUAAUUACACUAUCAACACAGGAGUGGAAAAUACUUGUUUUAUUCAAAUCAAAUGUAUGUAUAUUUAUUAUUGGAAAUCAAUUACCACCACAAAACAAUGUCAAAUGUCCAGAAACCCUCAUAGCAGUGUUUCCGUUAUCCGAUAAUUGCGGUUUCUUUUAGCUGUGUGUCAAACGUAAAAGAUAGAUGUUGCUGAAGUUGCAAUAAACAUCAUAAUCCUCGAUGUUGAAGUUGCAGAAACACCCACAUUGGUACUGAGCAAAAAAAAUUAAGAAUCACGGAAGAAAAAUAAUAACUGGAUGUUCAGUUUUGUUCAGGAAAAAGGAGUGAGUGAGACGGUGCCAGUAAGUGGGCGAGAGAUGUGACCCGUGACCAGAUUAUCAUAGUUUUAUAAUAAUGCGGCGAGGAUCCAGACGCUUCAUACAUAACACGGACCUGCCGAUGCACAUUCAGCCCCCGUUGGACCUGUUCAGAGACUCCAGUCUGCAGCGUAGUUCACACUUCACUGAUAAACCAGUGAACUGUAUGUUUGUGGGCUUCAUGCUCAUUCAUAACCGAACCAGAGUUAAUGCGUCAAAAAAAUUAGUGGCGUUAAACGAAUUUGCAUUGACAGCCCUAAUAAUAACCUGGAUGGGAUCAGCGUUGAGUUAGUUUAUCAGGGUUUUACCAUAAUGUUUCUGUUUUCACACGUUUUUGUCUUAAGGACUUCUAUGUUUCUUAAGGACAUAGAUGCUCACACCACCCUAUAGUUGCCUGAUUCACAUCCUGGCCAUUUUGUUUUUCCUAAUGCUCUCCCAUGGCUAAUCUAAUUUACCCAUUGUCCCAGACAACCCACUGACUCAUAAUCUGUGUUGUAGCACAGAGAUUUCACACAGCCUAAGUAGUGAGGCAUAGAUUGCCACUUAAUGUCUUUUCGAUAAGUCAUAGAGGAAAUGGGGUUGCAGAAAAAUACAAUCAUGGUUUUAUGGGGGUCUGUUUCAAAUCAUGGCUGGAAAGUAUUUAUUUAAAGUAAAAAGUUGUUGCAGUUGAAUCUUCGAAUCAAGGUGAAAUGUCGCAAUCCCUAUGGCUCAGACACUAAACAUACAAACUUUAGUUUGUCUGAAUAUUAGACCAGUGCAUCAUUUGAUUACGUCAACAUGACACUGACUCCCAAAAUCUGUGCCACCAUACAUGCUGUGUCUCUCUAUUCCCUUGGAUAUAACAAUCUGAAAGUAGAAACUGCAUUGCUGGAAGUGUUGCUUCUUGAUGAUGGGUUGCAUCUGUAUGCCUGCAUGCUCUCCCCCCUCCACACAAAUGCACAAGGCAUGUGUCAUUGUCUCAGUCAUCAUUUGUCUUUAGCUACUCUUAAGGUCGGUGUGGUAAAAUGGUCUUGGCAGGUCUACAAUAGAUCAUUUCCCAUUUCUGUCUUCAUGCUUUCCCUGUGACAUACAGCACUCCCAUGGAUGCCCCAGAGAGAAAUGGACAAAGUUAAAUUUUAAAGAUAAAAAUGAAAAUCGCACUUAAGUACUGUGUAACUAAAAAAUGUGUUUUCUUGUAGCUAUCAGGGCUUAUGAUUAAUAUGCUCUGUGCCUAUUCUCUAGCAUAUCAGUGAGCAGUUAAUUUUGAUGCUCGUUUA
Molecule: messenger RNA, 3575 nt
Organism: Perca flavescens (yellow perch)
Lineage: Eukaryota; Metazoa; Chordata; Actinopteri; Perciformes; Percidae
Gene: ccnl1a
Product: cyclin L1a
Exons: 6
Coding region: 457-1206 (249 amino acids)
Biological process (GO): regulation of transcription by RNA polymerase II
Molecular function (GO): cyclin-dependent protein serine/threonine kinase regulator activity
Source: RefSeq, a predicted model, not a curated record